AUGGAAGCAACUCAGGAGUCUACUCAGCCAUGUGCCGAUCCCCGUCGCAUGGGUAUGCAAAAUUCUGGCCUUCAAGAAGACGACCUCGCAGAUAUCAUCUGUAUUCUCCACCCAAACUCACAUUGUACCCUCGAUGUAGUAGCUGCAACAGCAGCUGCUUACCCCCAGCAUAUUCUUCAAAAAGACGUGGUCGAAUCCAAAACAGCGGCGCUAGAUGUGGCUCUGAGAUUGUCGUCGUCAGUGCACGACGUCAAUUUAGGAUUUUGCUUCGGUCGCAAUCGAGACCGUUGCGAUGUCCUUCUAUCGACAGACGACCGUGCCAAGCGCAUCUCCAACUGUCAUUUUCGAAUUUACUUGACAAGCGACGGCAUCAUUAUGUUGCAGGACGUGUCAACUAAUGGCACCAUUGUAGACAACCACCGCCUACGCAAGACUCAAAAGGACAACAGCCGUAUGCUCACCAACGGCUCUGUCAUCCAAGUGGUCACCGGCAGAGAAGGCCAGGACGAGCUGCGCUUUGUUGUGCGUAUCCCAUCACGCGAAGGCUUCGCCAGACAGUACACUCAAAACAUCCUACAAUAUUUCGAGUGUAUUCAGCGUGCCGUAACAGGUGCCCAGCAAAAAAACCGACAGGCCUCGGCCUCCGUUAUGCCAUGGUCGGUCUCCAAUGCUUAUGGCAUGCAUUGGACGGGUGGCUCGACGUAUAACGUAACCGGCCAAAUUGGAAAGGGCGCGUUCGCAACCGUGUACAAGCUAGCCACCAAGCAGCAUGGUGCCAUAUUUGCCGCAAAAGAGCUAGACAAACGGAGAUUCAUGAAGAAUGGCAUUUUGGACCAAAAAGUCGAUAACGAGAUGAAGAUUAUGAGAGAUUUGCACCAUCCCAACAUCGUCCAAUUCAUAGACUAUCAUGAACAUGACCGGUGGAUCUACAUCAUCAUGGAGUACGUUCCCGGCGGAGAGCUGUCCACUUGGCUUUCGACUGCUGGAAAGAUUCCGGAGGAGAUGGUCCAAACCAUUACUCGCCAACUUUUGCGAGCCCUGCACUAUCUUCAUGCCCGCAGGAUUACCCAUCGUGAUGUCAAGCCGGAUAAUAUCUUGAUAGCCUCUCUUGACCCGCUUCGUGUUAAGCUCUCCGACUUUGGGUUGUCAAAAGUCACUCAAGAAGAAUCUUUCCUCAAGACAUUCUGUGGCACACUCUUGUACUGUGCACCAGAAGUCUACCCAGACUAUGAUACGUACCGGCGUGGCGAGGCCAGGAAAAGACGCCGUGUAGGAGACCCACCUGCGAAACCAUCGCCAUACAGUCAAGCCGUAGACAUGUGGUCCCUCGGCGCUGUUCUCUACCAUAUUUUGUGUGGAGUCCCGCCAUAUUCAGGCCAUUCCGAGGAUCGCGGCGCGCAUAUGCUACGUAGCAUCAUGACUGCGGACGCAGACUUCGGGCUUCUGCGCAAAGCAGGCAUAUCCGAGGCAGGUAUUGAUUUCAUUACCCGUCUUUUGAAUCGCGACCCCUCCGCGCGCCCAACCGAAAGAGAAUGUUUUCAACACCAGUGGAUUGCCAACGUGGUGGACGUAGAUGAUUACGAAGACAGUGACAUCGUGUCCGAAGCGCAUGAUCAUCUUUCAGUCAUUGGAGAGGAUGCUGAGGAUGAACUCGAUGCCUCUCAACUCUCCAUCCAUGACAGUGCCUUUGCGCACACAUGUGAACCCGAUGAUUCGGGCAGCAGCGAGACGCUCUCUAAGAGACCGCGAAUCGAUGAUAUCCCGGCAAGCAUUCGAUAUCCGUCUCUUCCACAGAUUGAAAGCUUUCAGGAUGCUCAAGUAGUUGCCGAUAAUCAGGCACGACGACGGCUAUUUGGUGAAGUCACGUCCUCAGCUCUGCUAAAUUCUCGUCAGUUUGACGCCUGGGCUUCCAACAUUGAUGAAGUUGGGGGUAUUAUUUCUUCCGGUGAGUCGAUGAGCGAUGCACACAGCGUCCAUUCGAUCAUCUCCCUCCCGGAAAAUCCCUUUGGCGGCACUGCACCAAGCUUGAUGGGAGCGGAGAAUCUCGUUGGACGGCUGAACAUGCACUCUUCGAAUCCUUUCUUUUCCCCUCCGAACCACCCUGUUAACGAGAAUUCACCACGGAAGACCAUACCUGGACAUCAAAAGGAACCCGUGGAUGAUACAGGUAGCCCGCCCCGGGAUGAUAACAUUCCACCCACUUCCAGUGCCUAUGACACGACUCCGAAAGCACGAAAGACCAAACCCUAUCGAAAUAUUGAACCGGAGAUACCGGAGACAGCCAGCGAGCGGUCCAGCGGUAAGAGUGCACAACCUAGCCGUCACGGUUCCUCAAAAUUUGGUGGUGAUGGGGGGUAUGACAUUGAAUUUGCAACUACCCUCGAUGCUCAGACGGGCCAGGUAGUCCUUAAUCAACUCCGCGAGAGUAGGAUCGAGCCGUCUGAGCCGAUAGUUCACCAGCCCGACCUACCUUCUGCCUCGACCAGCGUGUACGAUGGCGAAUUCGCCAAACCAUCCAAGCUUCUAGGUCGACUUAAGAGUGUCCCAGGUUCCAUCUUGGAUGUGAACAUACGAAUUGACCGUCGCUGGACUUCGUGGGGUCGCGGAAUGAACAACACUUAUCGACACGAAAACAUCAUGGACAGCCGUAUUCCGGUCUACGCUCUUGAAAUCACUUUCUGGGCCGCUGGGAUCGAGCCUCUCGUUGCCAAGGGACAUGACUGGAUGCAUGUCCCCGGUUUGUGCGCUGUAAUCUCUACCAAAGCGCGCAAAUGCAUCUGGGUUAAUGGUGUUGAGCUACGGCGCGGUCGGGACGAGGGGUCUCAUCACGCUUUUCCAUAUGGCAAGUUGUACACUGGUGACAUCAUAACCAUCUAUGAGCGCCAAGGGGUGUAUUUGAGUUUCGAAUGUGAAUUCUUCCAUUCGGAUAGUGUCAGAACUCGACCAGCGGACGAGCCCAAAUUUGAAAUACAGGACUCGAUUAUCAAGAAAGCAUCAAGUCUACCUAAAAAAUGA
Messenger RNA from Penicillium taxi, 3015 nucleotides. Its product is annotated as CAMK family serine/threonine-protein kinase. Bases 1 to 3015 code for a protein of 1004 amino acids. Gene Ontology annotation, cellular component: chromosome passenger complex; spindle pole centrosome; spindle midzone. The record is from RefSeq and is a predicted model, not a curated record. Gene Ontology annotation, biological process: protein phosphorylation; mitotic spindle organization; regulation of cytokinesis. The transcript is spliced from 3 exons. NCBI's taxonomy places the organism in Eukaryota, Fungi, Ascomycota, Eurotiomycetes, Eurotiales, Aspergillaceae. Gene Ontology annotation, molecular function: protein binding; ATP binding; protein kinase activity.